Anas platyrhynchos (mallard) is the source of this 6992-nucleotide messenger RNA. It is a transcript of the gene GPRC6A, whose product is annotated as G protein-coupled receptor class C group 6 member A. The record is from RefSeq and is a predicted model, not a curated record. Gene Ontology annotation, molecular function: G protein-coupled receptor activity. Gene Ontology annotation, cellular component: plasma membrane. NCBI's taxonomy places the organism in Eukaryota, Metazoa, Chordata, Aves, Anseriformes, Anatidae. Gene Ontology annotation, biological process: G protein-coupled receptor signaling pathway.
AGCAAAAUAGCCUAAGUCAGUCAAGCAAAUACAAGCACCUUAUGAGGUGUGACUAACUUUUGAGCACAGACUUUUCCUUUCGCUGCUGUUUAUAGAUGACAUAGGAACACUUGUUGGCACUGUGGUUAGCUUAAUGGACUUAAAGCUGGUAGUGAACAAGCGAACUAGAAACAUGGCAAUAUUUAGCUUUCUGAUCGUCUGCUUUGUGAUCAGCGCUGACAUCGCCUCCUCUUGCCAGAAUACAGAUGACUUUGUGGGUGCCAGUUCUCCAGGAGACAUUGUUAUAGGAGGCUUGUUUGCAGUUCACAGUGAAAUGCUGCAUCCAGAAGAGCAUCCCAUCAAGCCAGUCAUUCAGAACUGUGCUGGCUUCGAAAUUCAAGUUUUUCUUCAGACACUUGCAAUGAUACAUGCUAUUGAAAUGAUCAACAAUUCGACAUUAUUAUCUGGAGUUACUCUGGGCUAUGAAAUCUAUGACACCUGUGCAGAAGUUACAAAAGCCAUGGCAUCUACUCUGAGGUUCCUGUCUAAAUUCAAUUCUUCUAAGGAUAUUGUAGAGUUCAAGUGUAACUAUUCAGACUACAUACCAAGAAUUAAGGCAGUCACUGGAGCCAGUUACUCUGAGGUGUCAAUGGCAGUUUCAAGGCUGCUGGCAUUGCAACUAAUCCCACAGGUCAGUCCUGCAUCGUCGGCUGAAAUUCUUAGUGACAAAAUCCGGUUUCCUUCAUUCUUCAGGACUAUCCCCAGUGAUUUCCACCAGACUAGAGCAAUGGCCCACCUGAUCUGUGAGUCUGGGUGGAAUUGGAUCGGAGUAAUAGCCACUGAUGAUGACAAUGGGCGCUUUGCUCUGGAGAGCUUUGGGGUCCAGGCCAUGUCAAACAAUGUUUGCAUAGCUUUUAAAGAACUGCUGCCUGCCUAUCUCUCUGACAAAACCUUUCACACCAAAGUUGAUCAUGCAGUCGAGAAGAUUGUCAAGGAAACCAGAGUAAAUGUUAUUGUAGUCUUUAUGAGACAGUUCCACGUGCUCAAGCUAUUUAAGAAGGCAAUUGAGAGAAAUGUAAAUAAAAUCUGGAUUGCAAGUGAUAACUGGUCAACAGCAGUGAAAAUCAGUACAAUGCCCAAUAUUAGACAGCUGGGAACUGUUGUGGGAUUUGGAUUUAAGAGUGGAGACAUAUCCACAUUCCAAGACUUUCUGAAGAACCUUCAUGAAAAGCCCACUGAAAACAACAAGUUUUUAGGUGAAUAUAUUAUGCUUUUGUCAGUCUGUGCACACCUGGAAUAUUAUGAUUUUCAAAUGUGCAUUUCAAAUCAAUCCCAGGAUGACCUGAUGCAAAAUGUUGAGAAUAAACAACACAUCUGGAGAGAUGACUUUUUGAAUGCCAACAUUGAACCCGGAUUUAUCCAUAGUACUAUACUUGCAGUCUAUGCCAUUGCUCACGCCAUUAAAGGGCAAUGCAAAGACAGAAACUGCAAGGAUCCCUCUGCUUUCACUCCCUGGGAGCUCCUUGAAGAACUCAAAAAAGUCAGAGUCAUCGAUGAUGAUAAAGAAAUCAAGUUUGAUUCCAAAGGAGAUAUGAGAACUAGUUAUGACGUACUUCUCUGGAAAGAAAUUGAUGGUCGCAUGGAAAUCACCACUAUGGCAGAAUAUGACACAGAGAAAGGUGACUUUAUCUUUGAGGAUGAUGAGAAAAAAAAAGAAUUUCUGAACUUAAAGAAGGUUCAAUCAACGUGUUCCCAGCACUGCAGACCAGGACAGAUGAAAAAGGUUACAGAAAGUCCACACACAUGCUGCUACGAGUGUGUUUACUGCCCAGAAAACCAUUACAGCAAUCAAACAGAUAUGGAUUACUGCUACCGGUGCCACAACAAAACCUACUGGGCUCCUGUGAACAGUACUACGUGCUACAGGAAGACGAUCCAGUUCCUCAGCUGGACUGACUGGUUUGCUAUUUUCCUGCUCUUCCUCUCCAGUUUUGGGGUUGUGCUGAUUUUCUCCAUCAGUGUCAUAUUUACUAAAAACUUGAACACUCCGGUUGUAAAGGCAUCCGGAGGUUUAACUGUCUGCUAUGUUAUCCUCCUCAGCCACUUCUGCAUUUUUUUAAGCACCGUCUUCUUCAUAGGUGAACCCACAGAACUCAAAUGCAAAACUAGGCAAUCCCUCUUUGGCAUAAGCUUUGCACUUUGCGUUUCAUGUAUUUUAAUAAAGUCGCUAAAAAUUUUACUAGCCUUUAGUUUUGAUCCCAAGCUGCAGAAUAUCCUGAAAUGUGCAUAUAAACCUAUUCCCAUUGUGGUCAUCUGCACUGGGAUUCAAGUUAUCAUUUGCACCUGCUGGCUAGUAUUUAGGACGCCUUUUGUAAUGCAAAAUUUCUCAAUUCCAGGAUCAAUAAUUCUGGAGUGUAAUGAGGGCUCUGUUGUAGCUUUUGGGAUUAUGCUGGGCUACAUAGCUGCUCUAGCCUUCAUCUGCUUCAUAUUUGCCUUUAAAGGCAGGAAGUUACCAGAGAACUACAACGAAGCUAAGUUCAUAACCUUUGGCAUGCUAAUCUACUUUAUAGCAUGGAUUGUAUUUAUCCCUGUCUAUGCAACUACGUUUGGCAAAUACCUGCCAGCAGUGGAAAUCAUUGUUGUUUUAAUAUCCAAUUAUGGGAUUCUCUGUUGUACGUUUCUUCCUAAGUGCUAUAUCAUAAUUUACAAGCAAGAAACAAACACGAAGUCUGCCUUUCUCAAGAUGAUUUACACGUACUCUUCCAAGAGCGCAGGCAGCGUUGCUGUUAGCCAGAUUUCCUUGGAUUCAAAGUCUUCCGGUUCCCAAGCUACUGUCUCAGGCUCCUGUAAAGCUGAGAAAAACUCUGCAAAUGGAAACUGCCACUUUCAAGUGCCUGGGCAGAAGCAAAUAAAAGAGAAAAUUCUUCCUAAAAGUGCAAUAAGACGUGUGUCCAGGAAAAGACUGUCCAGCAUAUGACUGGUCAGCGCUGAAAUACUGGAAGAUGAAAAGCUAUUUUAGUGAGCCAUUCCUUUUUCAGGUCUCUCUCCUUUCGGUACUCCCCAAGGAGAACAGACCACCCGAAAUGCCUCCAGCACUUUAGCAGUUACUCAUUGAUAAGCUUGAAAGGCUUUGCCUGGUCACAGGGUCCAGCAUCUCCCUCCUUUUCCCCGUCCCACUCCCAACCCACAGGCCCUCUAAGCCAGGCAGAAGUGUUAGGAAGGUUUUACUUCUCACAGAAAAAUAGGCAUGAACAUAUGGGCUUACACCACUUUUUCUUAUGUCUUUGCUGCCCAGUUGCUUAAGGAGGUUUUCUUCUCACCCAGGUCUGUUUUACAGAUCAAACAGAGCUCCCUCCUAGCUUUUGUUUUGCUAGGAUAAACAAGCUCAGUCCUUUAAUCUCCACUUUUAAGAUAAGCUUUCCAUUCUUAUGAACAUCCAAGAGUAACCAUUUUCAUUUGGUACAUGUGAAUCCUUUUUCUUUAAAUAAAUAAAUCUCUGCCCAAAAUUACAUGCCUUAUUCCAGAUGUGUGCUACAGCAACUUUCAAAAUUCCGUGUAUUUACCAGGGUGAAAAUGAGCUAGAGAUAGGUCUAUAUAAAUUGAAGGAUUUCUCUGGUGCUCUCUAGUUAAAUGUGUGUUCAUCUGCUUUUUACCCAUACUAAGAGGAGACACAUUGAUUCAUCUCAUGCAACUCCUGUGACUUGUGCAGAGAGAGGACCUGUUAUGCAUGUCCCCAGGUGUGCUAUUAGUUCAAAACUUAUGAACAUCAAUUUAACAUGAAUAAUGUAAUGACCAGAAUCAACAUGAAUGCAUCCUGGGAAUUUUAGUUUCUUUCAUACGUGUUAAAAAAAAUCUGAUUUUCAACAAGAACACAGUAAUGCACUAUUCCAAUACGUCAAAAUCAUGCAGGAAUGAACUGCUGUCAACUGCACUGGCAGAGUCUCUGAGGCUCCAUGACUACAGGUAUGCAGCACCUUCUGUGCGAGUGGUACACUCCAAGAAGGAGGAAUUUUUCAGUGGACAACUGUUCUGCCUCUCUAAGGCAAAGACUGGCAAAGCCUUUCUCAUGCUGAGAAGGCCACGGCUUUCCCUUCCUCAGCCAGGCUGGAAGGAUUCCUCAAACACUAAACAGCAGAGCAGUGGUGCCAGUCUGGGACUGGGAAGCUCUUGUCUGUGUUCAUAAAGCCCCUAGCCUGGACCAGAGAAAUCAUGGUUUGCAGUUUUAAGUUCUAUGCAUGUUACUGGGAAAGAAUGCUAACUUCUUCAGUUUUGUCCAUUUGUUUAGAUCAGGAAUAAUUGGACACUCUGGCAAGCCAGAAUGAAGUUCAGUAGACUUGAUGUCGCACAGACAUAAAAUGUUUUCUACAAUAUAUCUGUUUUUCUAUCAUUUCUGUUUAUAUGUUGCAACCCAUGUCUAUAUGAUUUUCCUAAGAUUCUGUUAAAAAUAUCUAUGGAUCACAUUUCAGCAAUGGACACAGGUAAUGAAAUUAUUUGAUGUCAGCAUAUUGUUGUAUGCAUCUGUGAAGACAUUUUAAAGUAAUUUAAAUGGCAAGGGUCCAAUUUACAUAUAAAUUUCAGCAGUUAUGUAAUUUCUGUAGCUGAUUAGAAGAAUGAAGGUUUAUGCACAUACAUUUAUGUGAUAAAUGCUGUUUAUGCAUCAGUUGUUAUGAGUACUGUUUGGUAUACGAAACUAUGUAUGAUUAAGGUUAAAGUUCCUACAGUUUGGCUGCCAGUGCAGCAAAAUGUCUUUCCCUCAAAGAGGAAAAUGAAGCUUACACCACACAGUGACUUUCAGUGCUAAGCUGGUUAGAAAAGCUAAUUUGGCUAGAAUGUUGUACGUGUAUUUAUUGUUCUCAAAAGUGGUGAGCAUGUCAUGUCUCGAACAACAGGAUGAUUAAAGCCAUGUUGUUAUUUAAAAUUGAGCUUGUUUAUUUAAUUUCCUUACCUCUCCCUAUGAACUUUGGGUUGGCCUUGAACUGCAGCAACACACCUACCUGCGCAGUGCUUCCACCUGGCAGAUCUGUGAGCUUUUUACAAGUGUCCUUCAGGUUGGCAGCCAAGCAUGGGAGGACGAUUCCCCCUGCAGGACAUAGAGGAAAGUGCCUUGGGAGAGCUAUGACAGCACUAUGAAGGUGUCUAUAAAGGUGAUCUUUAAGGAAGGGCAUCACAUGGGGCAGAAUUCCAAGGGAAGAACAUAAAAUAACAAGCAUGAAAGGAAAAAAAAAUAAAAGAAAAGUUUUUGUUCUUCUUACUGAUCUAGUUUUAAAUACAUCCCAUGCCUCCUCCUCUCCUAGGAAGCUCUCCACUGCAUACAAACUUCUCCACUUCAGUAGUGCCACCAAAUCUCCUCUGUUAAUGACUUCUGUGUGCUAUGUCUGCCUCUCCAGCUACUCAUAUCUUCUCUGUAAAGCACAAUCAAUGAGAUCUAGAUGAGAGGAUGUAACAGAUUUACUAGCUAGCCUUGGCAGGGAAAAGAGAGAGGGAGAGAGAUACCAAGCUGUGUUGUGUAUGUUUUUAAAUGUCUGUAUUGGUCGGACUGCGUAGGCUGAAGAGGUUUGCUCUUCUUUUUGGCUCAGGGCACACUCUGAUUUCUUACUUUGAAAAGAACCCAACACAAAUGGUCAGAGUGUUAACGUGUCCAUCUUCGUGUUUUUCAUUUCUGAAAGUGAUAGAGAGGACACAUGGACCCCAAACACAGUGCCGUCCAGAGAAGUCAAGCAUAGAAAUGCUAUUUGUUGAGGUCUGUGGGAGGCUGCUCUAUUCAAACAUUUAUGGUUUUAUGUUAUUUCUUGUAAUAAUAAUGAAUGCCCUCUAAAGCCAGUAUCAGAAACUGUGCAACAUCCUUAGAGAGAAUGAAGACUGUGAAGGUCACCAAUUUCUUCAAGCCCUCUCCUCCAGGGCACAGUUCCCUGAAGAUGUCUGCAGCAAUGUCAGCAGAAGAAGAUGUCAGGAGCACAGGUGUCCCUCAUCUUUGGCACCACUCUGUGCUCUGAUGUCCUUUGGCAACAGCUGUGAACUGCUUACCUGAGCUCUGGGCUUCCUCCCUACACUUGUGCCAACUGCAGCUGGAACAGCAGUGAGUGAAAGCACAGGGUGCCAGCAUUACUAGUGGCUAAGGGCAGGAUCUGGGAUGCUGCUCACAGUGUGUGGAGCUGAGCAGACCCACCCCAGCCAUUCUGGAUCUUCCCACCCUUUCCAGCUGGGUCUCCAGGAGCAAGGAAUGAUGCUAUGCCUCUCUGAGCUGGAAGAAGAGCUAAAGGCAGACUAUAACCCUGGUCUUAUCCUCUAGGUUGUUUCUUUUGGUGCUCCUCUGUCUCCCUCAGGACAUUCUGAAUCAAGGCAGAGCUGCUCUGUGUGUGUGCAGAGAGGCACUUGUUCUUCAUCACCAGUAUUUUUCAUAGACAAGAGAAAGACAGAGUGUGGCUUUUAUACAGGGCUCAAAGAAAUGUGUUUUUCUGUAUGUAUAAUGGCUCGUUUUCAGGAAGAAAUUCAAUUCCGAAAUAAAAUGUGGGAGGAUUUUUUUUUAUUAUUAUUAUUUGGUAUUAGCUAUUGGAAUGGCUUUGAUGGUUUUCCAAUAAUAAGGACAUUUUGUUAUUCUGAUGAUUUCAGAAUGCAAACUACGUGUGAGUAAGAAAAUAUCAACAUGGGACUAUUUACUGAAUAAUAAUAAUAUAAAAAAAUAGUUUUCUUGAAUGUUUUUCCAGAAUGAAAUGUUGUUCAAAAGAUAUAUAUGUAUAUAUAUAAAUUAAUAUCAACAAUGCUAGAACCCGUUCGAAUGAAAAAGCUUGUGAUUUUCUCUACUCAACAAGUUGCUUUCAGAAAGAGCUGUCUACCUCAGGCUCUGUUGCUGGAAACAGGGAACAAAGUUCUGGCUUGCCAACGAUGCAAGGCUUCAGACUCGUGCCUUCAGUUCUAUACUGACUUUUUGUCUUUCUCUUAGUUUUUGUUGCGGUUCUUUGCUUGUUUAUUUUCCCCGAUGAUAUUUAUGGUCUUUAUUUGAAAUAAAGGUUAAC